AUGCUCCCUCCCAAAAAACCCCGGGCUCCACGGUCCCACAAUGCGCCGUCGCUGAGCACGACGUCCGGCCAGAGAUUCCCUCUGCGACGGAGUCUCAAAGUGGCUCAGUCGCUGCCGACGGUGCCUUCCGAAGACGGAAAAGAGGACGAUCUGAUCCUUCCCGAGCAAUCCGUUGACUUUGACUUUCGCGAUAUGCAGCACAGAUUUCUGCAGGCGCUCAUGAAUGAAGGCAUCAACGACGGAACCAGCUCGUGAGUUUUUUUUAGUUUCUGACUUGAUAAAGAGUCUAUAAAAAUUAACACCUCUGCACUGUCUGCUUGGAUUGCACAAAAACGCUGAAUGAAAAAAAGAAGGAGUGAGAUCAGGAUGCUCUCCCUCCUCAGUUAAUACGUGUUUUGUUGAUUGCCAGUUCUAGUACUCAAACAUGCAAUUACAGUAGCCUGUGCCACGUCACACAAGUUUCAUUUGAUUAUCAAUAGAUAGACAAGCCCACACACAUUUAAAGAAGGCGAACAUAACAUGGCAAACAAACAGUUUUCGUUCAAUUUCUUCUUCUCAAACGCAAAGCAUUCUUGCCCGCCCGCCCUUUUUCCCACGCACUGAACCACCGCAGAAUGUCUGGAAUUCAUCGAAUAAUGCGGCGUUCGUCGCCGAUUUUCAACAAAAAACAAAAUGAUUCCGUUUUUCCGUGUUUCUCCCUCUCUCUCUCCCUCUCCCUCUCUCCCUUUUCCUCCUUUCCUCUGUUCCAGCCGGAAAAGGAAGGACAACAAUGAUCUGAAUCGGAUUUCGUUACCAGUUUUUGCCAGCAAAAUUUUGGAAAAUUUGAAAUUCAAAUCGGUCUCGACGGCUCGUACGUCGUCCCCCUUUCAUUCAAAAAUCCUCUAUAUUUGUUCGUUUGCCCACAUUUUAUUUGCUUUCUGAAAAGUUUCGCAGAAAAAGAACGGAGAGGAGCGGAGAGCACAAGGAUGAUUUCUUGAGUCAUCCUAUGCGAAAGUGGGCGGAGCCCUGUUCUGAGCUAAUCUGAUCUGGAAUGAGGUUGAACACAAAAGGACACAAUCCCUUCGUCUUCUUCUUUUUUUGCGCCUAAUCCUAAAAUAAUUUGUUUUCUCUUUCUCAUCAUCAUCAUCAUCUUCUUCUUCUUCUUCUUCUUCUUCUUCCAAUUCCGUCCGGCUGGAAUCAUCUCUGGAAAAAGAUGGCGUCGAUUUUCCGCAUUACCGCCUUUUUCGCUCACUUUUUCGCCGACCAUUUGUGACUGAAUUUUAAAGAGAGCACGCACGGAAUGCGGAGAGAGAGAGACAGAAAGAGCACCAACUUUUUAUGGUUUUGAGCACUCGGGCGUUUCCUACUUCUCCAAUUCGGCCCCAAAAACUUUCAAGCGAGUCCAUCCAAUUUAAGAUUUUUAUUUUUAUUUGUCGAGAGAAAAAACCGAAACGAAAACGCUCAUUUUCGAGCGAGCACACCGAAAAUACGCCAGAAUAAUUAUCGGGUUUUAUUCCUCCUCCACCCGUUUAAUUAUGAGAUCUCGCUGCCGUCGAGCAUUCUCCUCAAUUCCACCGCUUCCGUUUUCCCCAUAAUUAGAAGGAGGCCGAAGAAACUCUACACAAAAAUUCGAUCCUUUUUGUCAAAUUUGGCUAUGGUCUCACUUUUAAAGAUCCCGUCAUUUUUUCGGUAAAAAUAGGUAGUGAUGUGUUCACAAAAAGUGAAAUCAUUUGAUCUGAAAACGAAUGAUGAUAAACUGCAAUUAAGAGCACCACCAAUAAAAGGACCGGAAUCGGCCACGAAUGAUUUCAUUUCGAUUGAAAUCACCGAAAUCCCCCAAAAGUUCGGUUCCCUCUGGCUUCAUUUAGUAGCCUAUUUCUGGAGGGCUCCGGGUCGACAACACUCUCAAAUGGCCCGCCGUUUCUGUGUUGAAAUUGGCCUGAUUCCGGCACGCGAGGCGGGGAUUUUCGAGCGAAUGAAUCGUCUCUUCUCGUUGCUCUCCGGAGCAAAACAUUUGGAUUAAAUAUCCAAAAUUGUCUUGCGCUUCUCCGUUUGAAUGUCUGUGCCUCUGCACUUCAUCCAGCCUCUAACUGCCGGAUGCCCCCUCACAAAUUCGCGUACACACCGCUCAUGAAUGCCUAAUGAGAGAAAAGCGAAAAGAGCAGAAGGAGCCGACCCUUGUCCUUUUUCUCCUUAUUCUGUUUUCUUCUUCUUCUUCUUCUUCUUCUUCUCUUCCUCCCCCUUGUCUCUUAGUCUUGACGUCUUCCUCUUUCUCGUACGUAAACUCAAAUCCGUCCAGAAUCCUGGAGAUCGUCACGCCGCCGACCAGUGGCGGCGUCGGACAAGCGCCGCCGAAGAAAAUGAGAAAUAUUCACAAUCUGAUCAUAAAGUAACACAUCCAUUUCAGCCCCUGACCCGUUUGAAUCGACCUAAUCCUGUGAUAUUUCAGAACUGAUGACGCCUUCUUCGAGCUCGACGACGAUGAUUUGUCGGUCGGCAGCUCUCCCGGUUCGCCCACGGAUCCGCCUUCGAUUUCAGUCCCCCUCCCUCCCAAAUCUGCGCCUCCGUUCCCUGUGAAGGUUUUCAGAAAAGGUUGAAAGUGAGUUUCAGUUCCAUACUUUCAGACAACCCCUACAAUAAAUGGAGACAUGUACCCCGGUUCUGAGACUGGCACUCCUGUUAUGCUCUCAAAUGGGUCCCUGACUGCUCCGGCUCGCAGGAUAUCCCCAGCACAUUCUACAGUAUCCGUCAGCCUCGUGAGUCAUUUCCAUUUCCAUUCAUCUUCAUUUCAAUUCAACCUUCAGAUUAAUGAAGCCCGUCUGCAACAGAGUCUCUCGACGCCCUGCAACGGGUCCGAAGAGGACGGAAUCGCCCAGCAACGGAAGGAUUCCGAGUACCGUCGGUUCAAAUCGGAAGGAUCUUCGGCCGGAGCAAGUCUUCCCGCCGCCGAGGGCAGCCACAUGGACGAAUUGUCGCCGGUCGACCAGAGAUCCUCCUCGGGGACCACCCGCUUCGCCCUGAUGCAACAGGAUUCGGUCGUGAAUCCGGCGGUCAUCACGAAGCAAUCGAACACGGAGCAGGUGGCGAUGAUGCACACUCUCAAGACAAAACUGUCCAAGUACCAGGCGUUUAUGGACAGGGCAUUCGAACUUAUAGACAAGAAUGAGGAUGAGAAAAUUAUUGAGGUAGAUGACAUUCUGAACGAAAGUGGAUCAUUUUCGUGAUUUCAGGGAUGCACAAUAUGCAUAAAAGUGAUGAAGAAGUCCUGGACGACUCCGAAAGUGUCCUACGAUCUCGCGAAUGCAAUGUGCGAUUAUCUGCGAGACAGAGAUUAUUUCGAUAAACUGAUUAAGAUGUUUAUAAACACGGGUCCGCCCAAUUCAUGCGACCAGGUAAAGCUGUCCUGCGGGAAAGUUCUGGAAGAAUGUAUGAGCAGUGUCAACCGAGAUUAUGUUGUGAACAAGGUAUUUAAAGAGAAGAGAAUCAGUUCCAGUUUGACGCCGCUUUUCUUUCAGAACUACAUGAAGAAGAUUCUGAUGGCCGCGAUGAAGUUGACGAAGACUCCGGAGCAGCAGAGACUGAGUCUCAGUCUGAUGGAGAGCAUGUUCAAGCACAGCAACGUCGUCUCCUUGAGGUGA
Messenger RNA from Caenorhabditis sp. 36 PRJEB53466, 3617 nucleotides. The record is from the annotation of a GenBank genome assembly. Lineage: Eukaryota; Metazoa; Nematoda; Chromadorea; Rhabditida; Rhabditidae.